UAUCCCACCCACAAAGAUGUGGGCUCAACUCCUUUUAGGAGUAUUGGCCUUAUUGCCAGCCAUGGCAGAAAAAAGCCUCCUAAACUACCUGGUGACAUUACCAGCCCAGCUUAAGUUCCCUUCUACUCAGAAGGUUUGUUUGGAUCUGAGCCCUGGGUACAGUGAUGUAAAAUUUACUGUUAGUCUGGAGACCAAGGGCAAGACCCUCACAUUGAUAGAACAUUCUGGAUCGAAGACGGGGCACUUACAUUGCAAGUCCUUUUUGGUACCUGUUCCUUCUGGUGGCAUAGAAGAAGUAGCCACGGUCCAGGUGAGAGGAACUGGAAAUAAAAUCAACUUUGAGGAGAGGAAAAAGGUUCUAAUUCAGAGGCAGCAGAAUGGCAUCUUUAUACAAACUGACAAACCUGUCUAUAACCCAGGGCAGCAAGUGCAUUUUCGCAUCGUCACCCUCACCAGCAACUUUGUUCCAGUGAAUGACCAGUACACCAUUGUGGAACUGCAAGAUCCAAACAACAAUAGGAUUGCACAGUGGCUGAACGUGGUGCCCAAGGAAGGCAUUGUAGAUCUGUCCUUCCAACUGGCACCAGAGGCGACGCUGGGCACCUACAGUGUGGCUGUGGAAGAUGGCAAGACCUUUGGCACCUUCAGUGUGGAAGAAUAUGUGCUGCCUAAGUUUAAGUUGGAAGUGGUGGAACCCAAACAGUUAUCAAUGGUAGAAGACUCUUUCUUAGUGAAAAUUUGCUGUCGGUACACCUAUGGAAAGCCUGUGCUAGGGGCAGUGAAGGUAUCAGUGUGUCAAAAGGCAUAUAAUUACGGGUAUCGAGAGCCAGAAGGGGAACACCUACCUGACAGAUGCAAGAAUAUCUCUGGAAAGACUGACAAAGCAGGAUGCGUCUCAGCUUCUGUGGCCAUGUCUACCUUCAGCCUCACUGGGCAUUCUUACCACCAGGACAUCAAUAUCGUGGCUACUAUCGUGGAGGAAGGGACAGGAGUGGAAGCCAAUACCACUCGGGAUAUCUUCAUUUAUGCACAAACGGAAUCAAUGACAUUUGAAGACACCAGUGAUUAUUAUUACCCUAAUUUCCCCUUCAGUGGAAAGAUAAGAGUUAGGGGCCAUGAUGGCUCCCCCCUCAAGCAUCAUUCAGUGUUUCUGGUGAUUGGUGACAAAAAUGGAACCAUCAAGCAGACCCUAACUACUGACAACGAAGGUCUUGCUCCCUUCAAGCUGGACACGGUUAAUUGGGACAGGAAAGACAUUUCUCUGGAGGCCAGGUUCCAAUUGGAAGAAAUGGCAUAUAGUCCAGAAAGAAUGUCUCAUUACUAUGAAAAUGCCUACCUGUACCUGCAGCCCUUCUACAACACAACUCACAGCUUCCUUGGCCUCCAGCGGCCAAAUGGCAUCUUGGAAUGUGGCCGGCCCCAGGAAGUGCUGGUGGAUUAUUACAUCGAUCCAGCUGAUGUGGAACCUGACCAGGAAGUCAUCUUCUCCUACUAUUUAAUAGGGAAAGGGAAUUUGGAGAUGGAGGGGCAGAAACACCUGAAGUCUAAGAGGGAAGGACUGGAAGGCUCCUUCUCUCUCUCAUUGACCUUCAACUCCAGACUAGCCCCUAAUCCUUCCCUGGUGAUGUAUGCCAUUUUUCCCGGUGGAGGUGUUAUAGCAGACAAAAUUCAGUUCUCAGUGGAGAUGUGCUUUGACAAUCAGGUUUCCCUUGGCUUCUCACCUUCCCAGCAGCUUCCAGGAGCAGAUGUGGACCUGCAGCUGCAGGCAGCUCCCCAGUCCCUGUGUGCGAUCCGGGCCGUGGAUGAGAGCGUCUUGCUGCUUAGACCAGAGAGCGAGCUGAGCAACAGCUCCGUCUAUAGAAUGUUCCCAUUCUGGUACGGUUACUACCCCUAUCAGGUGGAUGAAUAUGAUGAGUGUCCAGGGCCUGCCCCAUGGGACUUUCCCCCGCCCCUCACUGAUGCAGUGCCCGAGGAGCGUUGGCGCAGGCGUUCUACCAUGUGGAGGCCUUGGUUCCCUGAAAGCAUAGAUGUUUUCCGUUUUUUCAAGGAGGUGGGCCUGAAAAUACUGUCCAACGCCAAAGUCAAGAAGCCAAUAGAUUGCAGCUACGAAAUUUCAGAACACAGCACUGCAACGGGAGUCUCCUUAGAAGUCCAUGAAAAUGUUUCAGCGCAUCGGGUGGAAACUUUAAGUCAGCCAGAGGAUUCUCAGGUUCGCCAGUACUUCCCGGAGACUUGGCUCUGGGAUCUGUUUCCUGUUGGUAACUCAGGGAAGGAGUCUGUCCACGUCACAGUUCCUGAUACCAUCACCACAUGGAAGGCCAUGACUUUUUGCACUUCCCAGUCCAGAGGCUUUGGUCUUUCACCCACUGUUGGACUGACUGCCUUCAAGCCAUUCUUUGUUGAUCUGACUCUCCCUUACUCGGUAGUUCGCGGAGAAUCCUUUCGUCUUACUGCCACCAUCUUCAAUUAUCUGAAGGAGUGCAUCAGGGUUCAGACUAAGCUGGCUAAAUCAGAGGAGUACCAGGUGGAACCAGGGACAGACUCUCAGGCCUCCAGCUGUCUCUGUGCUGAUGAAUCAAAAUCCUAUCACUGGAAUAUCACAGCUGUCAAACUGGGUCAUGUAAACUUCACUGUGAGCACUAAGAUUCUGGACAGCAAUGAACUCUGUGGGGACCAGAAGGGGUUUGUUCCAGAAAAGGGCCAGAGUGACACACUCAUCAAACCAGUUCUGGUCAAGCCGGAAGGAGUCCUUGUGGAGAAGACACACAGCUCACUGUUGUGCUCCAAAGGAAAAAUGGCUUCAGAAUCCAUCUCCCUGGAGGUCCCUGUGGAUGUUGUUCGUGAUUCAGCCAAGGCUUAUGUUUCUGUUCUGGGGGACAUCAUGGGCACAGCCCUGAAGAACCUAGACAGUCUGGUGCAGAUGCCAUAUGGCUGUGGGGAGCAGAACAUGGUCUUGUUCGCUCCCAUCAUUUACGUCUUGCAGUACCUGGAGACGACAGGGAUGCUGACUGAGGAAAUCAGGUCUCGAGCAGUGGGUUUCCUGAAGCUGGGGUACCAGAGGGAGCUGAUGUACAAACACAGCACCGGCUCCUACAGUGCCUUUGGGGAGAACGAUGAAAAUGGAAACACAUGGCUGACAGCCUUUGUCACCAAAUGCUUUGGCCAGGCUCAGAAACUCAUCUUCAUUGAUGACAAGAACAUCCAGGACGCUCUCACGUGGAUGGCAGGAAACCAGCUCUCCGAUGGCUGCUAUGCCAACGUGGGGGAGCUCUUCCACACAGCUAUGAAGGGUGGAGUCGAUGACAAGGUCUCCUUGACUGCCUACAUCACGGCUGCGUUGCUGGAGAUGGGAAAGACCACAGAUGACCCGAUGGUGAGUCAGGGUCUGCAGUGUCUCAAUCGUUCCGUCUCCUCCACCACCAACCCCUACACACAGGCCCUACUAGCUUAUACUUUCACUCUGGCUGGGAAAAUGGACAUCAGAAACAUUCUUCUUGAAAAGCUAGAUCGACAGGCUAUCAUCUCAGGAACGUCCUUUCACUGGAGCCACAAACCUACUCCGUCAUUGGAUGACAGCCCUUGGUCUGAGCCUGAGGCUGUAGAUGUGGAACUUACGGCAUAUGUGUUGUUGACCUUGCUCAGCAAAGCCAACUUGACUCAAAAUGAGAUAAAGAAGGCCACUGGCAUAGUGGCUUGGUUGGUCAAGCAGCAAAAUGCAUAUGGAGGGUUCUCCUCCACUCAGGAUACUGUAGUUGCUCUCCAAGCUCUUGCCAAGUAUGCCACUACUGUCUAUGUGCUGUCUGAGGAAGUCAACCUGGCUGUAAAAUCCGCUCAGAAUUUCCAGCACACUUUCAACGUUCAAGCUGCCAACCGGUUGGUGUUUCAGCAGGAGACUCUGCCCGAUAUCCCCGGGGUGUACACCUUGGAGGCCUCAGGCCAGGGCUGUGUCUAUGUGCAGACGGUGCUGAGAUAUAAUAUUCUGCCUCCUAAAAGUGUGGAGGCCUUUAAUCUUAGUGUGGAAAUAGCGAAAGCUCGGUGUGAGCAACGUACUUCACCUCGAUCCUUGGCUCUGACCAUCCAUACCAGUUAUGUGGGGAGUCGCAGCUCUUCCAAUAUGGUUAUUGUGGAAGUAAAGAUGCUUUCCGGGUUCAGUCCCAUGGAAGGCACCAAACAGUUACUUCUCCAGCAAUCACUGGUGAAGAAGGUUGAAUCUGGACCUGACACACUCAACAUCUACUUGGAAGAGCUUAGUAAGAAGACUCAGACCUAUACCUUCACCAUCAGCCAAAGCCUGUUGGUCACCAACCUCAAACCAGCAACCAUCAAAGUCUAUGACUACUACCUACCAGAUGAACAGGCAACAAUUCAGUAUUCUGAUCCCUGUGAAUGAGGAUAGAAGAUGGAAAGAGACUAAAUGAAUUCUCCACGACAUUACUGGACAGCAUUCUUUUGUCUCUUAAAGCAGAACCCGUUCAAUCAAACAAUUUGGUUUCUCUUGUUAAAAAACAAAAUGCAGGACUUCCCUGGGAGUCCAGUGGUUAAGACUCCACGCUUCCACUGCAGGGAGUGUGUGUUCAAUCCCUGGUCAAGGAACUAAGAUCCCACAUGCUACGUGGUACGGCCAAAAAAAAAAAAGCAACCAAAUAAAAUUGAAAAUCG
This is a messenger RNA of Balaenoptera ricei (Rice's whale), 4659 nucleotides long. RefSeq names its product alpha-2-macroglobulin like 1 (gene A2ML1). Gene Ontology annotation, cellular component: extracellular region. Lineage: Eukaryota; Metazoa; Chordata; Mammalia; Artiodactyla; Balaenopteridae. The record is from RefSeq and is a predicted model, not a curated record. Bases 17 to 4390 code for a protein of 1457 amino acids. Gene Ontology annotation, molecular function: endopeptidase inhibitor activity. The transcript is spliced from 36 exons.